GUUUGUAUUAUUAUGUAGAAUAAUUUGGUAUGUAAAUAAGGUUCGUGCGUAAAUAAGCAUUUAUUUGCCAGUAGUAUUUACAUAUUAAUUUAAAUGUGUAUGAACAUGUAAGCUCGGUGACCUAAUACAGGCAUUUCACUCGACCUCACGCUGCCGCCCCAAGGCGCUGCGCAGUGGUGCUCCUUAGUUCCGAACGAACCGCCCGCCUGCACGACGACCGCGCACGUUACACCAAUACCGCCAAAUAAAUAACUCUCAGUGCGUAAUCCAUAUUUUGAUUAAAUACUGCGUUAUCAAAUAAUAUUUUAUAAUUUGUGUUGAUUAUGAAUGAGCACGUCACUCGCAGGUCAGCCACAAUCUUAUCAUUUUGCUGUUUAAAUGUUUGUGCUUUGAUCCAGUGAAGUCAGUUAACUUGAAGCAAGUUGUGAACGUACAUUAUUUCGAAGAGUGCACAUUAAUUCGAUAAAAAAUAUAUUUUACAGUACUUAUAGUGUUUUGUGAUUAAUUUAUUAGAACAAGUAUUUGUGUUUAGUGUUUAUAUUAAGUGAUUAAGAUGCCUAUUCGUCGCAGUCAGUCGUUGGUAAAAUGGAUCAUCGAGAAUCAACACAAGUUCCAGACGGUACGUUAUUGCAGUUCUUCACUCCGCUACAAAGAAUUGGAAGAGAAUGCGGCGCAAGCACAGCCCGAACACGUGGCGCCCUCUACGGCCGCGCCCGCUGAGAAGCCCCGCCCACAAAUUACGCCUGAAAUCUCGUUCAAGCAUGAAGAUUUACAAGUGAGGCUCGCAGCUCCUUACCAACUGAACCCAAAACCUGAAGUUACGGAUCUUGGUUUUGGAAAAUUCUUCACGGAUCACAUGCUCAAAAUAAACUACUUCAAACAGCUAGGAGGAUGGCAGAAACCAGAAAUUAUGCCGUUUGAAAACUUAAGCAUUCACCCAGCUGCGAAAGCUCUACAUUAUGCGAUACAACUAUUUGAAGGACUAAAAGCGUACAGGGGGGUCGAUGAUAAGAUACGAUUGUUUCGACCGGACUUGAAUAUGGAGAGGAUGAAUUUAGCGGCGCAGAGGUCCGGCCUACCAACCUUCGAUGGAGAUGAGCUCAUCAAGUGCAUAACUAGGCUAGUGCAAAUCGACCAGGAGUGGGUCCCUCACUCAGAAACUUCCACUCUAUACAUACGACCCACGUUAAUAGGAACUGAGCCCACGUUUGGUAUAAUGGCCCCCGAAACUGCGUUGUUGUUCGCCAUCCUUAGUCCAGUGAGUGCGUACUACAAGACUGGUAGCGACGGAGCCGUAUCCAUAUACGCGGAUCCAAAUGUAGUGCGGGCCUUCCCCGGAGGAGUCGGCAACCGAAAAGUUGGCUCUAAUUAUGGACCCACGAUCGAGGCCACAGCUCGCGCAGCUAAACUGGGUCACCAUCAAGUAUUGUGGCUGUUCGGACCGAACCACGAGCUUACUGAAGUCGGUGCGAUGAACAUAUUCAUAGUUUACGUCAAUGAACAAGGAGAUAAACAGUUAAGUACUCCGCCAUUGAAUGGUCUCAUCUUGCCUGGAGUGACCCGUCGCUCUAUCAUAGAGCUAGCCAGCCAGUGGGAAGAUAUAGUCGUCAAGGAAGAGGUUAUUACCAUGGACAGGGUGAUCGAACUGAACAAAAAAGGACGGUUGUUGGAGAUGUUCGGUGCCGGCACGGCUGUAGUGAUCAGCCCCAUCAGUAGGGUGGGCUUCCUGGACCACGAGAUCCGCGUGCCCACCAUGUCGCAGGCGCAGCCCGUGUACCAGCGCGUGAAGGACACGCUGCUGGCCAUCCAGUACGGCCACAUAGAGCACCCGUACGCCAAGGUCAUCUCGUAGUGCCGGCCGCGGCUCGGGCUGCCCUGCGACCCGACACUGACUAUUUGCUAGUACGUCGCUAGCCGACGAGUUAUGUGAAUAUACACAUCGAAAACUGUUCUGUGCUGAGAAAUAAUCAGAAAACUUUCUGUGCCUAAAUGUGUGGACGAUAAAUUAUAUUAUUUAAAUGAUAACGUUUAUUGAUAAGUUAAGGUUACAUUGAGCAGAGAAGCGGACGAUGUGUAAAUGCUGCGCAUUUGGAAGCACAAGAACUCGCCUAAUUAUACUGUUAUCGUUAGCGCUAUCAGUGUGUACGUGUUUAUUUUAUUUAUUUAUUCACUAUCUACUAUCUUCGGGAGGACGUCAAGUAAUUGGUAUUAUUUCACCCGGUCGGGCCAUCGGCCGAGUACGAAGUGAAGUAAACGCGGACAUUCUCUAACUUACAACAGUAAGUUGUAUGGUGCUACUGUAUACACUUAGGAAACGUAAGCCAUCCAAAUCAAAUUAUGACUGUAUUAAUUGUUGUUAUAAAAUAUUAAUGUUGGGUUAUACGAAGUUAGGAUUAUUGUAAAUAUUAUUUAGUUACAAAUAGUAAUAACUAGAUAAAGAAUGCCGUUUCACGUAAUCGAGUGAGUACUCUUAGAGUAAGCAAAAAAGACUUUAUUACUAAAAAUUAUAUACUUGUAAUAAAUCGUAACAAAUGACAUAUCUAUACCAUGACGCCGCAGUAACAGACUUGUAAAACGUGAUGUGAUAUUACUUGUAAUUAAUGUAAAGGCGAAGCUCACUCUGUAUAUAAUUAUUAUAAACGUUUUAAGUUUAGACCAAUGAACAAUGCUUACGUAAGUGACGUUUUGGCAAAUCAAAGUUGAUCUAUUUGUGGACUGAAGUAUUGUAUUUUCAAGAUUUUGUUCAGUUCAUUAAAUAUUGUAAUUGAUUUUGACCUUGAAAUGGAAGUAAUCUAGCUGAAAACGUGCAUUUUUCUAGUCUAAGGUACGAAUCUGUAUGAAUCCUUCAAUAUUUAUUAAUGCAAUAUAUUUUUUUUAAAUAAUAA
This is a messenger RNA of Spodoptera frugiperda (fall armyworm), 2885 nucleotides long. It is a transcript of the gene Bcat, whose product is annotated as branched-chain-amino-acid aminotransferase, cytosolic. Gene Ontology annotation, biological process: L-valine biosynthetic process; L-leucine biosynthetic process. The coding region runs from base 554 to 1852 and encodes 432 amino acids. Gene Ontology annotation, cellular component: mitochondrion. Lineage: Eukaryota; Metazoa; Arthropoda; Insecta; Lepidoptera; Noctuidae. The transcript has 8 exons. Gene Ontology annotation, molecular function: branched-chain-amino-acid:2-oxoglutarate transaminase activity. The record is from RefSeq and is a predicted model, not a curated record.